AUGGAUCUACCAAUUGAUGUUCAACACCGUAUCCUCGAAAAAUUACCCCUGAAAACUCUCUUCCAAAUCCGAUCCCUCCACUCGACAUUCGACAACUAUUUCCGAUUUCACUGCAAAAAAUGGCGUUGCUCAUCCCUGGCCAUUUAUCGGCUCAUUGAACAGGAUUCAACCCUUUUCCAACUGGACGACUGGGCAAUCGGUCAGAAACACUUCGAGAUGUGCCGGCUCUUGACUGUCCAUUUAAUGACGAUAAGCGGGCCGGGUAUCACGUGGAUGGAACUUCCGAUUGACCUGGGCAAAUUCGGAGCUCUUGCUCAAGCUGGAGGAGUACGAGCUCGAAUCAUGCAAAUAACGGCGGCAAAUAUUGAUGAGAAGUCGAGGGAAAUGAUAAGAAAUGUCCACCCGAAAGUGCUGCAUAUCAACAAAGUGUUCAUUUCUGAAGAAACUUGGCUAUCAAUCCCUCCAUCCUGUGAGAAAGUGGUGAUCGGAACGUAUUACAAUCCAUACAUCGAUCUCACUGAAGCCACCGGGCUAAAAGAGAUCUCUAUCAACCAAAAGAAGGCAGAGAAGCUGACUUCGGAGACGGUUACGGAAAUGGAUCUGCCAAUUGAUGUUCAACAUCGUAUCCUCGAAAAAGUACCCCUGAGAACUCUCUUCCAAAUCCGAUCCCUUCACUCGACAUUCAACAACUAUUUACGAUUCCAUUGCAAGUCAUUGCGAUGUUCCUCACUGGCCAUUUAUCGGCUCAACAAACGGUCACCAACCGCUCUCCAAUUGGACGGUCGGGUCAUCACUCAGCCACAACUCGCAAAAUUGCGCCAUUUGGACGUCGAAUUGUUGACGAUUACUAUUUUGGAUCGGCCGCGGACCUACACCGUUGAUCUGGGAGAACUGGGAAUCCUCGGGGAAACUGGGCGACUACGCGCGCGAGUUGUACAAGUAUGGCCGGCAAAGAUGGAUGAGGGAAUCAGGGAAUUUAUUAGAAAUAUCCACCCAAAAGUGCUGCACAUCGACGACGUGCUCAUUUCUGCGGACAAUUCGCUGGCAAUCCCCUCCUCGUGUGAGAAAGUGAGGAUCAGCAACACAUACAAUCCAUACAUCGAUCUCACUGAAGCGACUGGGCUAAAAGAGAUCAUGAUCAUGAACGCAAAACUAAAGCUGACUUCGGAGACGGUUACUGAGAUUCUCAACAAAAUUCGCGAAGGAGUAGCGACGCGACAGAUGGUGGAUGGGAUGAUUGAAGAACUGAAUAGUGGAGAACCGGGAAGACUAUGGCAUUAUCGAGAGACAGACGAUAGACAUUACCUUUGCCAUACUCAUGUCUCUUUCUUCAUUACAAAAUUACCAACGGCAAAUCAA
Mesorhabditis spiculigera is the source of this 1359-nucleotide messenger RNA. Lineage: Eukaryota; Metazoa; Nematoda; Chromadorea; Rhabditida; Rhabditidae. The record is from the annotation of a GenBank genome assembly.